This is a messenger RNA of Exophiala spinifera, 933 nucleotides long. RefSeq lists its product as uncharacterized. The record is from RefSeq and is a predicted model, not a curated record. The transcript has 3 exons. NCBI's taxonomy places the organism in Eukaryota, Fungi, Ascomycota, Eurotiomycetes, Chaetothyriales, Herpotrichiellaceae. The coding region runs from base 1 to 933 and encodes 310 amino acids.
AUGUCCACAAUCCGCCGAAGGGUAGUCCACCAACGGGCUGGGGAAAUUCAAUGUCCUCUGCCCGAGCCCUUGAGUGGGGCCGGCUCCGGAGGAAUUUCGCUGGGCGGGCAGAUCUCAGAAGCUGGAAAGGGGGUUACUGAGGCCGAACGAUUGGUCGGUCGGCAACAUCUACCCACAGAUUGCCAUGAUCGAACUGUGAUAUACAAUGUACACCCACUCACGACCAAAGCCAACAGUCCAAAGCGACGGCAAGCACAGGAUUGUAAUAUGGCUUCAGCUCAAAACGCUCUUCAAUUAAUAAUAGUGCCGCACCGUCCAGUGCAUACAGAAAAUGAAAUCAACAAAGAUCUCGCCCCAUCUUUGAACAUACUGCAAAGAGCCCGAGGAUUGAAAGCACUAUGGAGAGGCAAGAAACACGAAGAUCGCCACACCCAGGUUGCUUUGAUACUUUGGGAAAGUCUCGCUGCUAGUCAUGCAUUUUUUACUAGCCCCGAAUAUGCCGACUUCCACCAAGCAAUCCAGCCUGCCAUGAACGGUCGUCGCAUCGAGUGGACGAACCACGUAUUAAUCGACCCUACUGGUUUGAACGACAAGACUCAUUUGUUGAACGCUCUCGACUCGCCUGCAAUUGAAGUAGCCUUGACAAAAGUUGUUGAAGGCGGUGUUUCGGGGUACUACUCUCAGUUUCGAAAAAUCGUCGUGAAAAUUCUGGACGAGGAUCCAGGAUGUGAAGGCCAUUUCAUCGGUCCAUUGAUAGAAAACCCCCAGGACCAGCUGCUGCUGAUCAACUGGCAAUCUGUUGACGCUCACCACGAAGAGUUUGAGAAGAAACCGACAUUCAGGGCUUGCAUCGAUGGGCUUCAGGACUACUAUGCUGUCUUUGUGAUUCCAUGGCAUAUCGUGGAUCUGAAACUUGUGCAUGGUAACCCGUAG